AUGAACUGCGAGUUAGGGAAUACAGUGAACAAGGACGAAAACCCACGUCCCGGAACCUCAAUGGAAUCACUUUCUCGCUUAAAACCUGCUUUUAGUGACUCCGCCGAGAACGGCACAGUCACUGCAGGCAACGCCAGUGGAGUAAAUGAUGGUGCGGCGUUCCUGGUUCUCUGUCGUGGGGACCAACUCAAGAAGUGUGACAGCCUCGACACGAUGUGUCGCUUCGUUCGGAUCGUCGGAUGGCAUCAAGUCGGCCUUGAGCCACAGCUUAUGGGCCUUGGACCGGUGAGUGCUAUUCUUGGACUCAUUGCCAAGUUAGGAUGGACUUUGGACUCUGUGGAUGCUUUCGAGAUCAAUGAGGCAUUCGCUGCUCAGUCGCUUGCCGUCAUUCGUGAGUUGGGCAUCCCUGCUAGUAAGGUCAACCGAUGGGGCGGCGGUGUUGCUCUGGGUCACCCAUUGGGAUGCACUGGCGCUCGAAUCUUGGUCACACUUAUAAGCAUCAUCAGUCAUUUGGGAAAUCCACCUCCAGAAAAAGAACCACUUCGCGGGAUUGCGGCCCUCUGUAUUGGUGGGGGAAUGGGAAUAGCCCUGGCAAUAGAAUCCUUCAAAUGAAUGCAUGUUCGUACACGAGGUCACACUGGGAUAAUGUAUGUUUUUGUAUCACCAUUUUUUUCUCAAAUAAACAUAAUAUGCAAC
Molecule: messenger RNA, 696 nt
Organism: Dicrocoelium dendriticum
Lineage: Eukaryota; Metazoa; Platyhelminthes; Trematoda; Plagiorchiida; Dicrocoeliidae
Source: the annotation of a GenBank genome assembly